AUGCCAAACAUAGGAGGUCCCACGGACACUGCUAGAGUUCUUUUAGCAUCAGUUUCCAAGUCGGUGAUGCUUUAUGCUGCUCCGGUGUGGGCGCAUGCUCCAACCAUUAAGUCGUAUUCACGUGUAAUGAAAAGUGCACAUAGAUUGUCAAACCUACGCAUCUGCCGUGCUUACCGUACAGUAUCGGACGAUGCUGCGGGAGUAUUGGCUGGACGCAUGCCAAUAGACUUUGAAGCGUUCUUGGCCAGAGACAGUUUCUUCCAGUGCUCUCAUCGGCGAACUACUGAAACUGGGAAAUCUCUGGCAGAGUCUUAUUUAGAUGUAAGAAACAAAUUCCUUAAUGAAUGGCAACAUAGGUGUGACCAUUCCCAAUAUAAUUCCAAAUAUAGGAGUUUGGAUUAA
Molecule: messenger RNA, 402 nt
Organism: Teleopsis dalmanni
Lineage: Eukaryota; Metazoa; Arthropoda; Insecta; Diptera; Diopsidae
Exons: 1
Coding region: 1-402 (133 amino acids)
Source: RefSeq, a predicted model, not a curated record